AUGGCCGGCUUCACAAUCCCUCAGCUCCGGGGUCUCACCAAGCCCAAGUUCCUCCAUGGGAUCCCUAACAACAGUAUAUUCAUGAUAGCUACUCUGAUCGGAAUCAACGUCGUCGUAUGGAUCGCUGUCGCCAUCGUCCUUCACUUCCACCCCCGUCUCAUCUCACCCGCUGCUCUAUCUUACGUCCUUGGUCUACGUCAUGCCCUGGACGCCGACCACAUCGCAGCAAUCGACCUCAUGACACGACGACUCAUCGCAUCAGGUCAACGCCCCGCGACUGUAGGGACAUUUUUCUCCUUGGGUCACAGCACAAUCGUGAUAGUAACAUGUGUCGUCGUUGCCGCCACGAGCGGUGCUCUCAGGGAGAGAUUUGACGGUUUUCAGCGAGUGGGGAAUAUUGUCGGAACAAGUGUAAGCGCCACGUUUCUAAUCAUCCUCUGUAUUGGAAACGGAUGGGUGCUGUAUAAGCUGGUGCGGCGUCUGCAGGAAGUCUUGCAAGAGCGACGCAAUCAAGUGCGACUCGAAGGUUUUGUCGAAGAAGAAAGUCAAAUCCAGGAUCACUUUGCGCUCGAGGGAGGGGGUUUUUUGACGAGAGUCUUCAAGAGACUUUUCCGUGUUAUUGACCGGCCGUGGAAGAUGUAUCCUCUCGGCGUGGUUUUUGGUCUUGGUUUUGAUACCAGCUCCGAAAUUGCUAUUUUGGGUAUCGCUAGCAUUCAGGCUGUGCAAGGGACGAGCAUUUGGUUGAUCCUCGUCUUCCCUAUACUAUUCACAGCCGGCAUGUGCAUGCUCGAUACUACCGACGGGGCGCUCAUGAUGGCUCUUUACACUUCGAAAGCAUUCUCUAGAGACGUCGUCGCUAUUCUAUACUAUUCCAUCGUCCUCACUGGAAUCACCGUGGUUGUCUCGGCAUUUAUCGGCAUCGUCCAGGUCCUUUCACUGGUGCAAAAUGUGGCCGACCCUCAGGGGCGUUUCUGGGACGGAGUAUCAGACAUUGGCGACCACUUCGACAUCGUGGGCGGCAGCAUUUGCGGCGUUUUCCUCCUUGUUGGUUUAGGUUCUGUAUUCGUCUACAAACCCUGGCGACGACGUAUGGAAAGGAAGCAGCAAGCUUUGGGUCAGGAGCAGGAGGGCUUAUUUGGAGACGGGCCUUCUCCUAUUUCGCCGUCCACAGAAAGUGAUCCAUCGGGAUAUGUUGAUGCGGCAAGAGUCAUCUAG
Molecule: messenger RNA, 1215 nt
Organism: Fusarium sp. VM40
Lineage: Eukaryota; Fungi; Ascomycota; Sordariomycetes; Hypocreales; Nectriaceae
Source: the annotation of a GenBank genome assembly